AUGGCAGCCGUUGUGACAAAUCUCAGCGUUCCUCUCAUUGGCUGCGCGUCGAACCGGUGUAAUCUCGCUGUGAACUCAUAUCUGGAGGAGCACAAGACGACGGUGGAAGCGGUGAGCGCGCUGAUGGCCGCGCUGCGCACGGUAAACAACCGCGCCGCUCUACGCGAGCACACACCCCUGGCUCCAUUGAUGCCCCACGCGACUCGCUGGAGCUCUACGUACGACAUGGUGGCGCGCUACGUGCGUAUUCGCGAUGAGAUCAAGCAAGUGGACGCUGUGUUUGAUCUUAUCCCAAAGGCAGCAAUGCAUCGUAAGAUCGAGGCGCUUCUAGGCGAUCUACAGGUUUUUCAUAGCGUCACAAUCAAGCUACAAUCUAAAGACCUGUCGCUAGCCGACGUUCGCGUACUCUUCGACUCAAUUUUGCAGCGCUUCCCAUCGCUGACAUCCAAGCUGGGAGUAACGGCAUCAAUCGUCCUAUCUCCGGUUUUUGAGGCUGCUACCGUCAUUAACGGUGAAACCGGUCGUCUGACGACGAGUGAGCGCAAGGCCGUCAGCGACGGCCGGCCCAGGCCUCACUGGAAGAAAGCGCAAGAAUGGCGACGACAACGGGGAGGAGAAGACCGAGGAAGACGAAGACUUUGCGACGAUGGUGUUGAGGGCGAAGCGUGCGAGCGCUGUCGCCAGAGGCCGUCCCAAUAUUGCCAGCUCUUGGUAGAGUUGCCAACCACCAGCAAUCGCUGUGAGCGGCUCUUCUCGCAGGCGAAACUGGUGCUUUCUUCAGAGCGAGCGUCUCUCCUGUCGGUCAACUUCGAGAUGCUGAUGUUUCUGCGAGCCAAUCGGUCCUACUGGGGCGUGACGACUGUGCAAGAAGUGUUCCAGCAAAUGUAGGUUCAUGUAGUGUGCCUUUCAGCCGUUUUGGCGGGUAAGUCGCUAAUUCGUCCUGAAUUAAAAUAACCCUAUUCAUGUGAACCCAUC
Messenger RNA from Phytophthora nicotianae INRA-310, 975 nucleotides. RefSeq lists its product as hypothetical. The record is from RefSeq and is a predicted model, not a curated record. The transcript is spliced from 2 exons. Bases 1 to 888 code for a protein of 295 amino acids. Lineage: Eukaryota; Oomycota; Peronosporomycetes; Peronosporales; Peronosporaceae.